CAAAAAAUAAAAAUUCUUUGCAUAUAAUGUCAGAUAUAGAUUAGUGGAUUGAAACAUUAAAAAAUGGUGAGAAUCUAAAGGAAACAGAUGUUAAAAUAUUAUGCAACAAAGCAAAAGAUAUAUUAAAUAAUGAGGAUAAUGUAAUAAGAGUAGAAGCUCCAGUGACUGUAAAUAAAAAGUAUAUUUAGAUAUGUGGAGAUAUUCAUGGAUAAUUUUAUGACUUAAUGGAAUUAUUUAAAGUAGGUGGAGAUGUUCCAGAGACAAAUUAUUUAUUUUUAGGAGAUUUUGUAGAUAGAGGAUAUAAUAGUGUAGAGACAUUUUUAUUAUUAUUGGCAUUAAAAGUGAGAUAUCCAGAUUAGAUAACAUUGUAUAAAUAGAAUAUAUAUAAUAGAAUACGUGGAAAUCAUGAAUCAAGACAAAUAACAUAAGUUUAUGGAUUUUAUGAUGAAUGUCUAAGGAAAUAUAGUACUUUGAAUGUAUGGAAAUAUUGCACUGAAGUUUUUGAUUAUUUAGCAUUGGCAGCAGUUGUCAAUGAUAAUAUAUUCUGUGUACAUGGUGGUUUAAGUCCAUAUAUAAAAACAAUUGAUGAAAUUAGAGUCAUAAAUAGAAAAUAAGAAGUACCACAUGAAGGUGUGAUGUGUGAUUUAAUGUGGUCAGAUCCUGAUGGUAAUUAAUAAGAAAUUUGAUCUUCUAGAAAUUGAAGGAUGGAGUUAAAGUGCUAGAGGAGCAGGCUUUGUUUUUGGAGCAGAUGUUGUUAAAGAAUUUAAUCGUAGAAAUGGCAUUUCACUCAUCUGUAGAGCACAUUAAUUAGCUAUGGAAGGAUUUAAAUUAAUGUUUGAUAAUUCUUUAGUUACUGUUUGGUCUGCUCCUAAUUAUUGUUAUAGGUUAAUUAUUUAUCUUUUAUUUAUUCUAGAUGUGGUAAUGUUGCUUCUAUUCUUGAAUUAGAUGAAAAUCUAAAGAAAUAUUAUAAGCUAUUUGAAGCUGCUCCUAAUGAUAGAGCUACAAAUUCAAAAAAAGCUAUUGCAGACUAUUUCUUAUGAUCAUUUAAUAUUAAUUUAAAUAACAUAAAU
Messenger RNA from Paramecium sonneborni, 1070 nucleotides. NCBI's taxonomy places the organism in Eukaryota, Ciliophora, Oligohymenophorea, Peniculida, Parameciidae. The record is from the annotation of a GenBank genome assembly.